AUGGCGGCUCAGAUCACCGGCUUCACUGCCCAGUUUUGGAGCUUCAGAAUGAUCUCCAUGGUCUGUAUUGGACUCCCGGCUUUGGGGCUUGCCUACCUUUUCGUAAACGUCAUCUACAACAUAUACUUCCAUCCCUUGCGCAGAUACCCUGGCCCCAAGCUCUGGGCAGCCACGAGGAUCCCCUACACCCGCAGCAGCCUCUCCGGACAGGUGCACCGCAGAAUCCUGGCGUUGCAUCGGGAGUACGGCCCCGUCGUGCGCAUCGCCCCCGACGAGCUCGCGUACAACCACCCAGACGCCUGGAGGGACAUCCACGGCCACCUCAAGAACGGCACGGGCGACCACGGCAGAGACCCCGUCUUCACGGUGGAGAGCAGGCACAGCAUCAUCGGCGCCGCCCGCGAGGACCACUCCCGCUUCCGCCGGGCCCUGUCGCAUGGCUUCUCGGCGCAGUCGAUGGCCAAACAGGAGCCCAUCAUCAAGGGCUACGUUGACUUGCUGCUCCGUAAGCUCCAGGAAAAGUCUGCUGGGGGGACCCGGAGCCUCGACAUGGUCUCGUGGUACAACUGGACGACCUUCGACAUCAUCGGCGACUUGGCCUUCGGGGAGCCCUUCAACUGCCUGGACGACUCGGACUAUCAUCCAUGGGUCAAGCUCAUCUUCGAAAGCGUGAAGGCGGGUACUUUCAGGUUGAACGCGAGACGAUAUCCCUUGGUUGAGAAACUGCUGAUGAACUUCUUGCCGGCCAAUCUCAAGAGGAAGCGUGCGCAGCAUGUGGCGCUCACGCACGAAAAGGUGACGAAACGACUCUCGGCCAAGUCUGCACGGCCGGACUUUAUGGAUUCGAUGCUGAGAAAGACCGACGCUCGGGAACUCACUUUCGACGAGCUCAAGUCCAACGCUUCGACCCUGAUCAUCGCCGGGUCCGAGACGACCGCUACGGCCCUGUCGGGCAUCACGUAUUUCCUCUUGUCGGACGCCAACGUUCAUCGAAAGCUCAACGACGAGAUUCGCGGCGCGUUCGCGUCCGAAGGCGAAAUCAACAUGGUCAGCGUGCAGAAGCUGGGCUACCUGCAGGCCGUGAUCAACGAGGGCCUGCGGAUGUACCCUCCGGUCCCAACCGGGAUCACGCGCCGCGUGACGGACGACGGGGGCGUGUUCCUGGGGCAAUACGUGCCGAGCGGCAAGACCAUGAGAUCCCCGAGAUUUGUGAAAGGAGCAACGAAAGAAAAUGAAAUGCUGACGGAAGAGGGGAAAACAAAACAGGCUCUUGUGCAGGUUUGGCACUGGCCUGCGUACCAUGACCCAGAGAACUUCACUCUUCCCGACUCGUUCAUCCCCGAGCGCUGGCUCAACGACCCCCGUUUUGCAGGCGACAGGAGAGACGGGUUCCAGCCCUUCACCGUCGGGCCGAUGAAUUGCAUUGGGAGAAACCUGGCCUACGCGGAGAUGCGUCUUAUCCUCGCGAGACUCCUCUGGAACUUUGACAUGACACUUGCCGAAGACAGCAAGGGUUGGUAUGAGAGGAGCAAGGUGUACAUGUUGUGGGAGAAGGGACCGGUCAAUGUCGUCCUCGUCCCCAGAGACUUGGGCUCGGGGCAAGCGGCAUGA
Molecule: messenger RNA, 1611 nt
Organism: Colletotrichum higginsianum IMI 349063
Lineage: Eukaryota; Fungi; Ascomycota; Sordariomycetes; Glomerellales; Glomerellaceae
Product: Cytochrome P450
Exons: 5
Coding region: 1-1611 (536 amino acids)
Molecular function (GO): heme binding; oxidoreductase activity, acting on paired donors, with incorporation or reduction of molecular oxygen; iron ion binding
Source: RefSeq, a predicted model, not a curated record